This is a messenger RNA of Cyphellophora attinorum, 768 nucleotides long. RefSeq names its product 2-dehydro-3-deoxy-D-gluconate 5-dehydrogenase. Lineage: Eukaryota; Fungi; Ascomycota; Eurotiomycetes; Chaetothyriales; Cyphellophoraceae. The transcript is spliced from 2 exons. The coding region runs from base 1 to 768 and encodes 255 amino acids. Gene Ontology annotation, molecular function: oxidoreductase activity, acting on the CH-OH group of donors, NAD or NADP as acceptor. The record is from RefSeq and is a predicted model, not a curated record.
AUGGCUGGCCUCUUCGAUCUCACAGGCAAAGUCGCCCUCGUCAGUGGCGGCACAAAAGGCAUAGGUCAAUCGAUGACACUCGGCUUGGCAGAGAGCGGCGCCGAUAUCAUAAGUCUUCAACGAGAUAUUCGGAAUGUCGAAACAAAGGACAAGGUCGAAGCACUUGGCCGCAAAUUCACUAUCAUCCAAUGCGAUAUGUCCGAUAGGGAGAGAAUAGGUGCGGCCGUGCAAGAGGUAGUGGCUGCUGGGCAGGUAGAUAUCCUGUUGAACUGUGCUGGUCUACAACGUCGCUUCCCAGCGGAGGAAAUGGCCUUCUCUGCCUGGGAUGAUGUCCAGAAUACGAACUUAGCGGCGAUUUUUGUUGCCUGCCAGACUAUUGGGAAACACUGGCUUGCACAGAAACAACCAGGCGUCAUCAUCAACGUGGCUUCGUUGGCGGCAAUGCAAGGUGGUGUGAAUAUGGUGGCGUACGCAGCAAGCAAAGGCGGUGUCCUGCAGCUGACGAAGGCGCUAAGUAAUGAAUGGGCGGGACGGGGCAUCAGGGUGAACUGUGUGUCUCCUGGCUACAUCGCAACCGACAUCAACAAAGACACUCGGACCCAGGAGAGGUACAGAGCGAACUUCGAGGCCAUCAACAGCAGGAUACCGAUGGGGAGGUGGGGUGAAGCCGAUGACUUCAAAGGUGUGGCGGUGUUCAUGGCCAGCAAAGCUAGCGCGUACAUGUCUGGCGAGAAUCUUGUGAUUGAUGGUGGUUGGAUGGCGAGGUGA